Molecule: messenger RNA, 2365 nt
Organism: Rubroshorea leprosula
Lineage: Eukaryota; Viridiplantae; Streptophyta; Magnoliopsida; Malvales; Dipterocarpaceae
Source: the annotation of a GenBank genome assembly
CCUCCGUUUCUCUUCUCUUUUAAACCCUCGAGCUUCAAGUUGUGUAGGUUUUUCCGGUUUACCCCCGCCCUUUCUUUCCCUCUUAUUUUUGUUUUUUUCUUCUUCCUCCACAUCGGACGUUUUCCAUCGCCUACACCAGUACACUGCUCUUCUUUUUCCUUCCGCUGGAUUUCUUGCGGACUCUGGUUAUGGCGGUUUCCGUUACUCAAGACUAAAGGAAGCUGCUUUUGCAAAAUUGCAUCAGGACUUCAGGAGUGGUCUGGGCAAUCAUUCACUGCGCCUUCAAUAGCAGUGUCAAGUGUUAACUAUAGAAAUCCCCGUGUAGUUUUUAGACACAUUUUGUUGUUGAACGCUGGAAGGCAGUGUGUCUGAUCAAAGUAUUGUGAAGGAAGAGAGUUUUGGAAAUCACUGAAAUGGCUAACAGCAAAUACGAGUACGUGAAGUCAUUUGAAGUUGAAGACGAGGUGACGCCGCCCAAUAUCAUUGUUGUUCGAAUUGAGGGCAGGGACUUCGAAAGGAGAAAAAAGAAAGAGAGGGGAGGGACAUAAAAAGACAAAAAAGGUAUUUUUCAUCAUCUAUACUCUGAUUGUGCUUACUCUCCAUCUUUUUGUAGAUUUUCUGCAGUUCAUGAGUUUGAGAAACCCAAUGAUGAGAAAGCCGUAAAAUUGAUGAACUCCUGUGCAACUUCUGUAUUAGAAGAGUAUCCAGAUAUUGUUUUUGCAUAUGGAUACGGCCAUGAGUACAGUUUUGUUUUCAAGAAGACAUCCAAGUUCUACCAGAGGCGAAGCAGCAAGAUACUGUCCCUCAUUGUAUCAUUCUUUUCUUCUGUCUAUGCCACUAAAUGGCAAGAUUUCUUUCCCCAUCAGGAGUUGAAAUAUCCCCCUUCAUUUCAUUCACGGAUUAUAUGCUGUGCAGCAACAGAGGUUCUUCAGACAUAUCUUGCAUGGAGACAAAAUGAUUGCCAUGUUCGUAACCAGUAUAAUACUUGUUUCUGGAUGCUGGUUGGAAAAGGUGGGAAGACAGAAAGGGAAGCAGAAGACAUCUUAAAGGAUGCUCAAAAACAAGAUAGAAAUGAACUUCUUUUUCAACAGUUUGGAAUCAACUACAAAAAUGGAGCUGAAAUGUUUCGUCAGGGAUCUUGUAUUCUCAAGAAGAAGGUGGAAGAUAUUGUGAAGUACAGUGAGGAUGGUAUUCCUGUUAAGAGGCUACGGAGAAAGGUGAUUGACAUCAACUCAAAAAACAUAGCCAGUAGAAGUUUUUGGAAUGAGAACCCUAGUCUCCUUGAAGAGCUGGGUAGUUUUACUCAGGAUGUUGACAAAAUUAAACCAGAUUAUAUAAGGUCUUUUUUAUUUGAAAACAAGUUGAUGCCAUCUACUUGGAUUGUGAUUAGAAUCGAUGGCUGCCAUUUUCACAGGUAAAAUUGGUCAUCAUGCUGCUUCUAUUCAUUUGGACUGUGCUUGUUUCCCUUGGCUGCUAGUCAAUGGAAGUUGAAACCCUCCUCAAGAACUCAACCUAGAAGCUUUAGCUGAUAGAUUUUCUGAAGUUCAUGAGUUUACAAAGCCGAACGAUGAGCAAGCUCUUAAACUUAUGAAUUCAUGUGCUGUCACUGUGUUGGAAGAGUUUGAAGAUGUUAAAUUCUCCUAUGGGGUCAGUGAUGAGUACAGCUUUGUUUUGAAGAAAAAUUCGCAGCUAUAUCAAAGAAGAGCCAGUGAAAUAGUAUCUGCCAUUGUGUCAUUCUUUACUUCAGCAUAUGUAAGGAAAUGGAGAGAAUUUUUCCCGGAUAAAGAGUUGAAAUAUCCUCCAUCUUUUGAUGGACGGGCUAUAUGCUAUCCAUCAUCCAAGAUUCUUCGAGAUUAUCUAGCAUGGAGACAAGUUGAUUGUCACAUCAAUAAUCAGUACAACACUUGUUUUUGGGCACUUGUUAAGUCUGGAAAAAGCAAGAGUCAAGCUCAAGAUUAUUUAAAGGGUACCCAAGCUCUGGAGAAAAAUGAAUUGCUUAGAAAAGAAUUUGGAAUUGAGUAUGAUGCAUUGCCAGUCAUGUUUAGGCGGGGUUCUUCAGUUUUCCGGACUAAGGCUAAUAAGGCUCAGACGCCCGAGAAUGGUGCUUCUGCUGAGAAACUUCAAACCGAAAUAAUUGUUGAUUUCUGUAAUAUAAUUGAGCAGAGCUUUUGGGAAGCAUAUCCAAGCAUUCUUGAUGAGGAAGCCGACUAACCCAGAAGUGCAUUUUGGGCUCAUCUGAAAACUUCUGCCAUUGCUUUUCUCUACCUUUUUUUUUUUUUUUUUUUUUUGAACUUUCCAAAGCAUGUAUAGGAUUCUAGUAUUUAAAACAUAACAUCCAAAAAGCAAAUAAACAGUUCUUCUACGU